Messenger RNA from Meira miltonrushii, 1125 nucleotides. RefSeq names its product NAD(P)-binding protein. Lineage: Eukaryota; Fungi; Basidiomycota; Exobasidiomycetes; Exobasidiales; Brachybasidiaceae. Bases 1 to 1125 code for a protein of 374 amino acids. Gene Ontology annotation, molecular function: nucleotide binding. The transcript has a single exon. The record is from RefSeq and is a predicted model, not a curated record.
AUGUUAGAAGAAAAGGUGGGAAUCACUGUAAUUGGAGCGGCUGGAUUGAUCGGUAAACGACAUGUAGAACACAUCCUAGAAAAUAAGCAGGCAAAGCUACAUUCGAUCGUUGAUCCAACACCUGCAGCUCAAUCAAUAGCCAAAGAAGCAAAUGUUCAGCAAUAUUUAGAUCUCUCUGAACUUCUGCAGCAUUCUGAAGGACUUCAUGCUGCUAUCGUUGCCACUCCGACUGGGAUGCACAUCCAACAAGCAUGUCAAUUGGUAAGAGGAGGUAUUCAUGUUUUAGUCGAAAAGCCUUUGUGUAAUACAGUAGAAGAAGCACAACCUUUAUUGCAAGCUUGUCGUCAACCGGGUGCUGGUACAGUAUUGGUAGGAUUCCAUCGUCGAUUCAACCCUUAUAUACUUCAUUUAAAAAGCAUUCUUGAUGGUGAACAAUCCAAUCUGGGCACUUCUCCUGUAGGCACAAUCGUAGCAGUGAAUGGAUUAUGGUGUACGCGCAAACCAUUAACAUACUUUCGUCAAGCACCAUGGAGAGCAGAAAGGGGAAAAGGUGGCGGUGUGAUCUUGACAAACUUAAGUCACGAAUUGGAUUUGAUGCGAUUUUUAUUUGGAGAGAUAACUAGAGUUUUUGCUGAACCCGGAAGUACGACCCGUGGUUUUGACGUUGAAGAAACGGUGGCUAUUACGUUAAAAUUUCAAAGCGGUUGUGUUGGAACGAUUAUAUUAUCAGAUUCCGCUCUUACUCCUUAUACAUUCGAAAGUGCAACGGGUGAAAAUCCUUUCUUGGCAAAACAUCAUCAACCAGUUUAUACCAUCAUGGGCACUUCAGGAACGAUCAAUUUUCCAAAUAUGGAAUUAUGGUCAUUCACAGGUCAGUCUAUCGAAGGAGGUGAUUGGACGUUACCUUUAACACAAUCCAAACAAGCAGCUCUUCCUUUUGAUCAAGAAUUUGCAACUGAUACCGGGCCGAAUUCUCCGUUUGCUAAACGUCUUCAACAUUGGUUAGACUUCAUCCAAGGCAAAUCUGAAACUUUGUCAUGUACUCUAGAUGAUGGCUUACGAAAUAUGGCUAUACUGGAAGCCAUCCUAAGCAGCGCAAGUUCAGGCGAAGCAGUCGUUGUUUGA